GAGUGUUGAAAUGAGAACCUAAUCACCUAGAAAAGCUGCAUGUGUACUUUAGUGCUUAGAGCAACUCCAAAGGAGGGUUCAUAUGAAUCCUUAACUGCAUGGUUAGAAUAAAAAAUUAAUAAAAGAGUUAGAAAUGGGAAGAAGCAGUCCGUAGAGAAGGGCUUAACGGAUCCAAUCCGUAGGGACGUGGCUGUUUCUUAUUGGACCUGGAUCGGGAAAAUGUGCACGAGGAAACAAAAAUGAAAUUAUUCGCGAAGAAGAGAAAAAAAGAAAAGAGGAAAGGCGACGGUUUAUGCGAUUCGAUCUCCUCGAGCCAUUAAGGUUAAGGAAUAUGGGACAAGACUACAGCUACACCCAGCCUUCUUCAUCUGAGGACUCCUCCCUCGAUAUAACUUCUCUUCUUUAAGCAGAAGCUGAUAUCUACGCGGAUGAAGCGCAGAGCAUGCAUAACAUCUUCGAGCCGUAUCACUACCCUCCACAACCCGAAGCUGACGAUGGAAUCCCGAAGACUUGCUACUGUGGUGCUGAUCCUGUUGUUGCUGCAUCGUACACAAGCAAAGACCCAGGCCGAAGGUACUUCACGUGUGAGAACGCCGAUGAUGGAGACUGCCACAUCUGGAAAUGGUGGGAUGUAGCCGUAAUGGAAGAGAUGUCUGACUUUCAGAGACAACUUAGGGAGGUUAAGUCUCAACAUAACGAGAGUGAGCAGAAGCUGGUUAAGGUAGAGGAGACGGUGUCGGAGUUAUCUAAGAAGAUCUCAGGGAUUAAAGAGAUGUUCCUAUUGGCUGUUUGUGUCCUGCUGAGUUUGUUCAUCGUAAUCUUUAUGGUGAUCAUGUUGGGUGGAAGAGCUACGGAGGUUGAAAAGGCGAGAGUCUGAGCUUUGAAAGGUGCAGUACAAGGCCUUUGUUUUCUUGCGGUUGUUUUAUCUAUCACGGGUGCUUUGGAGCUGUGAAGGUGUUUUGUUUUCUAGCAGAUGUGACCCUAGUCACGGGUUCUAGCUUUUUUCACUUUCACAUUUAUAUAAGAUCGGAUUGUAUAAGACUUUAACCUAUCUCCUUAGCUUUCUUUCAUCUUCCUUGCAAGAUUGUACUCUCUACUACUCCAUGUAAAUGAUAUCAAUCUACUUGCUAAGUACUUCCGUUUGCAUC
This is a messenger RNA of Brassica napus (rape), 1148 nucleotides long. RefSeq lists its product as uncharacterized. The transcript has 4 exons. NCBI's taxonomy places the organism in Eukaryota, Viridiplantae, Streptophyta, Magnoliopsida, Brassicales, Brassicaceae. The coding region runs from base 443 to 877 and encodes 144 amino acids. The record is from RefSeq and is a predicted model, not a curated record. Gene Ontology annotation, molecular function: zinc ion binding.